Molecule: messenger RNA, 669 nt
Organism: Onychomys torridus (southern grasshopper mouse)
Lineage: Eukaryota; Metazoa; Chordata; Mammalia; Rodentia; Cricetidae
Gene: Agxt
Product: alanine--glyoxylate and serine--pyruvate aminotransferase
Exons: 5
Coding region: 55-669 (204 amino acids)
Cellular component (GO): peroxisome
Molecular function (GO): L-alanine:glyoxylate transaminase activity; L-serine:pyruvate transaminase activity
Source: RefSeq, a predicted model, not a curated record
AGGGACUCACCAACUAGGCCUUGCCUCUGAGUCCAGUGCAGAGCUAGUUGGGAAAUGUUCUGGAUGUUGACCAAGACCAGUGUAACACUGGGCACCAGAACAGCAGGUUGGGUGCGGACCAUGGGCUCCCACCAGCUGCUGGUGCCACCACCAGAGGCCCUGAGCAAGCCCCUGUCAGUUCCUAAGCGGCUCCUGUUGGGCCCAGGGCCGUCCAACCUGACUCCAAGAGUGCUGGCGGCCGGAGGGCUGAGGAUGAUUGGCCACAUGCAAAAAGAGAUGUUUCAGAUCAUGGAUGAGAUCAAGCAAGGCAUCCAGUACGUGUUCCAGACCAGGAACCCCCUCACACUGGUUGUCAGCGGCUCUGGACACUGUGCCAUGGAAACUGCCCUGUUCAACCUCCUAGAGCCUGGGGACUCCUUUCUAGUUGGAGCCAAUGGCAUCUGGGGGAUGCGGGCUGCCGAGAUUGCUGAGCGCAUUGGAGCCCGUGUGCACCAGAUGAUCAAGGAACCUGGAGAACACUACACAUUGCAGGAGGUGGAGGAGGGCCUGGCCCGGCACAAACCAGUACUGUUGUUCCUGACCCACGGGGAGUCAUCCACCGGUGUGGUGCAACCCCUAGAUGGCUUUGGAGAGCUCUGCCACAAAUUCCCAAAGGCCAGUGGCCUGUAG